AUGUCGUCAGAACAGCGGAUCUGGCUCAUCAGACAUGCUCAGGGGUUCCAUAACGUCGCAGAAGACUACUCCCUGCUCGACCCAGCUCUCACUCCGUUGGGCAUCAAGCAAGCUUCAAUAUUGCGCACGGAGCCGAGGAUGCAAGAGCUACGGUCCUCAGUACAAGUCAUUGUGUCUUCGCCGCUUCGCAGGACACUGCAGACAGCGCUCGGCUCGCUAGAAGACGUCCUGCAAGAGCGCGCGAUACCUUUUGAGAUCAUACCCGAAUUCCAAGAGUGCAACGAUCUGCCCUGUGAUACGCCGGAUGAUCUCAACAAGCUAAGAGGAGAAUUCGAGCAUCGAGGCAACGGGCUCAGCUUCGAGCACUGCAAGCCUGGCUUCAAUAGCAAGCGAGGCGCCUUUGCAGCAUCGCAAGAAGCUCUCGAUGCUCGCGCUGCUUGGGCGCGUCGCUACCUCCGAAGCCUGGAUCAGGAAACCGUGGCAGUCUUUUGUCACGCCGAUUUCCUGAGACAUAUGCUGCCCAACGACUCGCCACAAUGGGAGAACACCGAGUGUCGGAUCGUGAGGUACACAGGCGCUGCUCUGACGGACAAUGAAGCACAUUUCACCGUUGUCGACACCAUCAAGCCCACCCCGGCAAAACUGCAAGACACAGACGAGCGAGCCAAGACAUCCGGUCAGUAA
Messenger RNA from Mixia osmundae IAM 14324, 684 nucleotides. RefSeq lists its product as uncharacterized. Gene Ontology annotation, molecular function: phosphatase activity. Gene Ontology annotation, cellular component: cytoplasm. The coding region runs from base 1 to 684 and encodes 227 amino acids. NCBI's taxonomy places the organism in Eukaryota, Fungi, Basidiomycota, Mixiomycetes, Mixiales, Mixiaceae. The record is from RefSeq and is a predicted model, not a curated record. The transcript has 3 exons.